AUGUCCAGCAGCUUCGAUUAUUCCCUUUACGAUUUUAACAACGACGAAAACAUCACUGAACGAAUUAAUGUUGCUUUCCGAGAGAAAAACAUAAAAGCAAAACUCUAUUAUUCGGACAAUUGCUUCAAAAUCUACAGUAUCAAACAUGACCCGAACCCCGAGGACUCCGGCUCCGUCGCACCCAGCCUUGAUGACGUGAUACACACAGCGUUUGAAACCAUCCGAGAAGGUCAGUGUAUCAAAGGUACCUGGACGGGAUCAUGUCAGAAGCUCUGGUCUGGAUCAGACAUUCCGGUGGGAUACGUUCAUGUACGCUGUGUUUCGGCCCCGCUGUUCAUCUUUCUUCCAGAAUGUGUGGUACAGGAGAGAUUGAAGGUUUCGGGGGAGUUAAGACGAUCGAACAUCUGCCCGUUUGUUACUGGGAGAGAAGGCUCUGAUGAAGAGCUCAUGCGGUUGUUGUCGGGGUAUUGUCCGGGGGAAUGGUCGAUGGCUGGGAUUCGUGAAUGA
Molecule: messenger RNA, 507 nt
Organism: Aspergillus sclerotioniger CBS 115572
Lineage: Eukaryota; Fungi; Ascomycota; Eurotiomycetes; Eurotiales; Aspergillaceae
Exons: 2
Coding region: 1-507 (168 amino acids)
Source: RefSeq, a predicted model, not a curated record